Rhincodon typus (whale shark) is the source of this 1670-nucleotide messenger RNA. RefSeq names its product complement C1q subcomponent subunit C-like. The record is from RefSeq and is a predicted model, not a curated record. Gene Ontology annotation, molecular function: protein binding. The transcript is spliced from 3 exons. Bases 190 to 906 code for a protein of 238 amino acids. NCBI's taxonomy places the organism in Eukaryota, Metazoa, Chordata, Chondrichthyes, Orectolobiformes, Rhincodontidae.
UCUUACAUCACUCUUCCCUCCCUUCCUCCCUCCCAGUGUUCCAGGUUAACCAAGAAGUAUUCAGAAUUGCUCGAAUCAUUGAGAAUCCGUUAAAGUCUGAUCUGGGUGUUCUCGUUUGAAAGCUUCAAGUUUCAAUAAGAUCCAUACGUUUGCUGGCCAGGUUCUGGCUGCACAUUUUUCAGGCGCACAAUGGUUGUCAUUUCGCUGAUGCUACUGGCGUCGAUACUGAGUUCAUUAAUUCAAGGGUUCGAAACCAAUUCUGGAAUCCCUGGGGUGCCUGGUUGUCAUGGAAUACCAGGGAUACCUGGCAAAGAUGGUAGAAAUGGCAUAAAAGGAGCAAAAGGAGAUCCAGGUGUCCCUGGCUUCGCUUUCUCUCAGGGUGAAGAUGGUGAGAAAGGUGAUGCAGGAGACACAGGCCCGGCUGGAAAAAGAGGGCGCAGGGGGCCUGCAGGGGAAAGAGGGAUUCCAGGCAUUGUGGGAGAGAAAGGGGGAAUGGGGCAAUCAGGGGACCACAAACGCACAUUGAAAUCUGCAUUUUCUGCAAAAAGAGGGGGGCACACAUAUCCACCACGGGACACCCACAUCAGAUUUAGUAAAAUCAUAUCCAAUGACCAAAAUCACUACAACAGCGACACAGGUGUGUUCACUUGUAACAUAACUGGCUUUUAUUACUUUGUGUACUACGCAACAUCAGAUAACAACUUAUGCGUUAAUUUGAACAUGAAUGGAAUAAAGAAAGUUGGCUUCUGCAACCACGGCCAGUUCUACCAGACCAGUUCUGGAGGAAUUGUACUCCACUUGCAGGUCAAUGACGAGGUUUGGCUUGAAGUAACAGAUUACAAUGCCAUGAUGGGUAAAGAAGAUCACGACAGUAUCUUCAGUGGAUUUCUUCUCUUUCCAGAUUAAGAAUUCAAGUAAAAUUUUUGGCUGAAUGUUCUGCUGGAAAUUUAAAAAAUUUGUCUUUAUCAUGUGUCUAAUAUUUGCCUAUUAAAAUUGAGACUAAUAAUAUCAGCUUCCUUCUCACUAUUCGUGUUGGUCUUGUUUUUAAUCUGGCAAUUUUACCUAGAAGCUACUUAAUGCCCAUAUCAAAAACUGCCUAUGAGAGAUUGUAAUAUUUAAUUCAUAAAUUCUUUGUUAGACACAAAAAACCCACUGUUUCUGCUCUCUUUCAGUACUAACCUUGACAGUCUUUUCACAAAACAUCACAUCAUUUCAGACAUUUAUAGCAUAGCUGCCCCCUCAGAAAGACACACUGUUAGCUCAGAUUGAAAGUCUAAUCAUGGGUUCUGUAAGAGACAACUUUAUUUCAAGCCAAAUAGUGUUCGUCAAUUCUAGAAUUCGGUUCACUCAGUUUUCUACUUCCAACAGACAAGUAAAAGUAUACUCUGUAAAAUGUAUAAAUUCAGGAGUUGUUUACUUAUAAUGACUUACAUAUUUCAGCAGCAGCUUCAAUAAAUUUGUAAACUUGCCUGAAAAAGCUAGCUGCCCUCUAUGUAUAGUAAUUCUCACUCUGCUUAUAUAUCAUGAGAAACAGCCAGGAGAUAAAUGUUACUUGUUGAUUAUAGUAUGUCCGAAGUGAAUAAUCAUUGCCUUUUUCUGCAUUGAAAAUGUAUGUGGACUCACAAGCAAUUUAUUCAAGAAAAUAUUCAAUAAAUGUGUUUUACAUUGUA